AUGACCCUGACCCGCGCGCUCACCCGCCUCCUCGCGCUUCUCUCCCUCCGCCUCCCCCGCGCGCUCCCGACCACGCACAUCCCCGCCCUCACGGCGCACCUCAUUGCCCUCCUCUCCUCCUCGUCCUCAUCUGCUUCCUCCUCCCAAUCUACAACCCCCGCGGGCGCAGCCACCGGCACCAAUAGCACGCCGACCACCGCAGCGCCCGCGCUGCCCGUCGACCUCCAGGCGUUCCUCCGACCUAUGGUACCCGACAAGCUCCCCGCCGUCCAGCGCACCGCCGCGGGCCUCUUCGAUCUCCUCGCUCUCCCCGCCCCUCAACCAGCCCCUGCCCCCUCCGCACCGACCUCGCCAUCGGUAUCGGCAUCGGCCGAGCCCGCACCCAACUCCGCGGCGCUCGCUCCCGCCCUCGUGAUCCUCGCGCUCGAGGCGCACGCGGCGCCCCCGCGCGCUGCGCCGCACGUGCAGGCGCUCGCGGGGGCGCUCGGCGCGCGGCUCGGCGCGGGCGCUGGGGCGGGCGCGGGGAGCGUGAUGGAGCGGUAUCGGGGGCUCGUGGACCUCGUGGAGCGCGCGAAGGGCGGGGUGCCGUGGUUGGGGGGUGGGGGAGGAGGUGGGGAGAAGGGUGGGGCAAAGGGUAUAGGGAAGGGUGGAGGGAAGGCGAAGAAGGUGGGGAGGAGGACGGAGGUGGCGCGUGCGGUUGUGGAUGUGGUGCAGUUUCGUGGGGAGGUGUGGAGGCGGGGGGUCCGGGGCGGCGGGGUCGUCGACGUGCGGUUUGGAGGGGAGGGGGACGCGGGCGCGGAGAGCGGCGACGAGGAGUCGGUAUUCGAGGCGGUGGGUGGGGAGACGGGCGCGGACCUCGACGCGACGCGAUCUGGGAAGCGGAAACUCAGGGACGAGGGCGAGAGCGCGGUUGGACGCGCCUCCUCCGGCCGCGCGAAGAAGCCCAAGCCCAAGCGGCCGCGCACCGCGCACGACCUCGCCACCGCCUUCCUCCUCAACCCGCUCUCCGUCUCAGCCCCGUCUCGCACCACCCCCGCAUCUUCCUCCCCAGCGCCGCCCGACACCGCCAUCUCCCUCGCGCACACCGCGCACCUCCUCGCGCCGGACGCCGCCCUCGACACGGGAGCGCGCGCGCGCGCGCCGACGCGGCUGCAGCUGCUCGCGGUCGCGCGCGGGAGCGAGGCGCGCGUGCGCGACGAGGAGCUGUUCGCGGAGGGCGAGCUCGAGGAGCUGGUUGUUGAGUGCGGGCGGGAGCAAGAGGGGGACGAAGCGCGGCGGCAGGUGUUGUUGGGGAUAUGGGGGCCGGACUUGGACGGCGCGCGGGUGGGGGCGGGGCAAGGGGCGAAAGGGGGUAAGGAUAGGGAGGGUGGGAAGGGGGUUUCGAGGAAGGGGCGGGGGAGGGUGGAUAUGGAUGCGCUUGCGCGGAUAUUGGGGGACGCGGGCGGGGAUGGAGAGGAGUGGGGCGAGGGGGAGGACGAGGGAGACGACGACGGUGAGAUGCAUGGUCUUGGGUCGUGGGAUGGUGCCGCGGGACUGGGCGGAUUGGUGAUCGAUGCAGAUGGGGAGUUUGGGGUCGAGAUCGACGGCCCUGGGAGAUGGGCGGGCGCCGCGGGCCUCGGUGGGGGCGCGUUUGGCGCCGAGGAGGAGAUCGUGGAGGAGUGGCGGCCUGCGUCGCCUGGCGGAGGCGCAUGGGAUGACCAUCCGUUCGAGAUAUGA
Molecule: messenger RNA, 1716 nt
Organism: Heterobasidion irregulare TC 32-1
Lineage: Eukaryota; Fungi; Basidiomycota; Agaricomycetes; Russulales; Bondarzewiaceae
Exons: 1
Coding region: 1-1716 (571 amino acids)
Source: RefSeq, a predicted model, not a curated record